AUGACCGUGUUGCAAGCUAUUUCUGAGGCGUUGGUGUCCCCAGCUUUCCCCUGGAAGUCCGUCGUUAUUGGCGUCACAGUGGCACAGUUUGCGUUUGAGACGUACCUGUCAUUUAGACAGUACAGAGUGCUUGCGCGGAAGCAAUUGCCAGAUGUGCUUGUCGACGAGAUCGACAAGGAGACGUUUGAAAAAUCGCAAGAGUACUCUAAGGCGAAGAUCAAGUUUUCCGUUGUAUCGGAUGUAUUUUCACUGUUGCAGAACUACGCGCUCGUCAAGUUCAACAUGCUGCCCAGAUUAUGGCAUGCCGGGCAGGCAGUCGCCCGUAAGUUGCUCCCAGCAAAGUACAUGGCCGUGUCGCCCGUCGCGCAAAGUCUGUGGUUUCUUUUCGCCCUGUCUAACUUGUCCACUUUGCUAGGGUUGCCCGUCUCGUACUACAGUCACUUCGUCCUAGAGGAAAAAUUCAACUUCAACAAGCUGACGAUCAAACUGUGGGUCAUGGAUAUGGUCAAGGGGAACCUGCUAGGGUACGCGCUGGGCGGGCCCAUCCUGUACGUGUUCUUGAAGAUCUUCGACCAUUUUGAAACAGAUUUCCUAUGGUACAUUUGCCUGUUUUUCCUUGUAAUGCAAGUUCUCGCAAUGACUCUCGUCCCGGUGUUCAUCAUGCCCCUGUUCAACAAAUUCACCCCCUUGGAGGACGGUGAAUUGAAACAGUCGAUUGAGAAACUUGCCAAGAACGUUCACUUCCCACUAGACAAGAUCUUCAUCAUCGACGGAUCCAAGAGAUCCUCCCACUCCAACGCAUACUUCACAGGGUUGCCCUUCACUUCGAAGCGUAUCGUGCUCUUCGACACUUUGGUCAACGGGUCCUCCGUAGACGAGAUCACCGCCGUUCUCGCGCACGAAAUCGGCCACUGGCAGAAAAACCACGUCCUUAACCUGCUCGUCAUCAACCAACUGAAUUUGCUGUUCAUUUUCAAACUGUUUACGUCAGUGUACCGCAACGAAUCCCUUUACAACGCCUUCGGGUUCUUUGUCUCGGGAGGCACCGCUCCAGGGCAACAACUGGCCAGCACACAAGUCGUCACCCAGAGUUUCCCGAUUAUCAUUGGGUUUAUGCUCUACAACGAUCUGCUCACACCUUUUGAGUGUACUUUGCAAUUCUUCCUUUCGCUGAUGCAGAGGGCACAGGAGUACCAAGCGGACGCGUACGCCAAGACGCUAGGGUACGCAAAGAAUCUGUGCCGCGCGCUCAUCGACCUACAGAUCAAGAACCUCUCCACCAUGAGCGUCGACACGUGGUACUCCUCCUACCACUUCUCGCAUCCAACUUUGGCAGAGAGACUGACCGCAUUGGACUACGUCAGCGAGAAGAAGAAGGCGUGA
This is a messenger RNA of Huiozyma naganishii CBS 8797, 1383 nucleotides long. It is a transcript of the gene STE24, whose product is annotated as zinc metalloprotease. NCBI's taxonomy places the organism in Eukaryota, Fungi, Ascomycota, Saccharomycetes, Saccharomycetales, Saccharomycetaceae. The record is from RefSeq and is a predicted model, not a curated record. Gene Ontology annotation, cellular component: endoplasmic reticulum membrane. Bases 1 to 1383 code for a protein of 460 amino acids. The transcript has a single exon. Gene Ontology annotation, biological process: CAAX-box protein processing. Gene Ontology annotation, molecular function: metalloendopeptidase activity.